AAUUCAUUCGUUCCUGCAAAUCUCCCUCACCUCUCGCCUCCAUAUCUCUAUCUUUCUCACACACGUUUGAGUGCGUCUAUCUUGGGAAAAUGGGGAUCCCGACGGAGUCUGAACAAGAACACAAGGCUUCUACAGAGAGCACAACAGCAGAGAAAAAGCGGUGGACUCUCAAUGACUUCGACAUAGGAAAGCCUCUUGGUAGAGGGAAGUUUGGACAUGUAUAUCUCGCAAGGGAAAAGAAGAGCAAUCACAUUGUAGCAUUAAAGGUGUUGUUUAAGAGCCAGCUGAAACAGUCUCAGGUUGAGCAUCAGCUUCGUCGUGAAGUCGAAAUACAGAGCCAUCUUCGACAUCCUAACAUAUUACGGCUCUAUGGUUACUUUUACGAUCAGAAACGAGUAUAUCUGAUUCUGGAAUACGCCGCCAAGGGAGAACUCUAUAAAGAGCUACAGAGGUGCAAAUACUUCAGUGAGAGACGUGCUGCAACUUACAUUGCAUCAUUAGCUCGAGCACUCAUAUAUUGUCAUGGCAAACACGUAAUACAUAGAGAUAUUAAACCAGAGAAUCUUUUGGUUGGAGCACAGGGUGAACUCAAAAUUGCAGAUUUUGGAUGGUCUGUGCACACAUUCAACCGUAGACGGACUAUGUGCGGCACUCUAGAUUAUCUUCCACCGGAGAUGGUGGAGAGUGUCGAGCAUGAUGCUAAUGUGGACAUAUGGAGCCUCGGUGUCUUAUGCUAUGAAUUUCUCUACGGGGUGCCCCCUUUUGAAGCAAAGGAGCAUUCAGACACAUAUAGAAGGAUUGUUCAGGUGGAUCUAAAAUUCCCUCCCAAACCUAUCGUCUCAGCAGCUGCAAAAGAUCUUAUUAGUCAGAUGCUUGUAAAGGAUUCAUCAAAGCGUCUUCCACUACACAAACUGCUAGAGCAUCCAUGGAUCGUGCAAUAUGCAGAUCCCUCUGGCGUUUAUAGGGGUUGAUUGUUUCUCUGGUCUGCGUCAAUCAAAAAACUUAGUCCUCUAACCUGCCUGCCAUUCUUAUUGUUGUGUUCACAUUGAUGUAAAAUAUGAGCUUGAGUUGUGUCUGCUAGACGAAUGUCCAUCGUUAACGGGAUGUAGUUUCUGCAGUUGGAUGGAUCGUAACUCCAUCUUUAUAAGGGAAUCAUGUUGUUACAACUUACUGUGCUGCUGCUAAGCCAACCUCUUCUUAAAUUACCCUGGAUGCUAGCCAUCGAAAAAAAAAAUUAUUACGAUGGAAAUGGUAUUAUUUGUUUUUCUGUUC
Molecule: messenger RNA, 1272 nt
Organism: Sesamum indicum (sesame)
Lineage: Eukaryota; Viridiplantae; Streptophyta; Magnoliopsida; Lamiales; Pedaliaceae
Product: serine/threonine-protein kinase Aurora-1
Biological process (GO): protein phosphorylation
Molecular function (GO): ATP binding; protein kinase activity
Source: RefSeq, a predicted model, not a curated record